UCUUGUAGCGUCAUCGGAAAACAUGGCGGCGCACAUUACUAGAGCUGUGAAACAACUUGUCCCACAAAAGGGCGGGUGGCUCCGGGCUGCAGUCUGGCAGUUGUAUGCUGAAGCAUGGCGUCAUCACUAUCACUCUGCAGGCUCCUCUCUGCACUACAUACCCCGCAGGGCAGUUCUCUACUGCCCUGGCAACGAUGAGCGAAAAUUGAAGAAACUAGCCUCACUGGAUGUCGACUGUGCUGUGCUGGACUGUGAAGAUGGAGUAGCCCUCAGCAAAAAGACAGAAGCCAGAGAAACUAUUCCGAGGAUGCUAGCGGAAUUGGACCUGGGCCGUACAGAAAAGUGUGUGAGAGUGAACUCGGUGUCUAGUGGCUUGGCUGAGGCGGACCUGGAGGUAAUUUUGAAGGCCAAGGUUCUCCCUCGUGCCAUCAUGUUGCCCAAAGUGGAGGACACACAGGAAGUGCAAUGGUUUGUUGACAGGUUUCAGCACCACUUGAAAGGAUGGGCACUGACAGAACCCAUUCGCCUCAUCACCUUUGUGGAAACCGCUGUGGGCCUGCUCAAUUUUAAGGCGGUGUGUGAGGAAAUUCGCUCGCUUGGUCCUAAGGUUGGUCUGCACCAUGAUGGCGUGGUGUUUGGCUCUGAUGACUUCUGUGCAAGCAUAGGUGCCACACGGACCAAGGAUGCCAGAGAGCUCCUUUAUGCAAGGCAGAGGGUGGUUGUGACUGCCAAAGCCUUUGGGCUACAGGCUAUUGACCUGGUCUACAUCGACUACAAAGAUGUGGAGGGGCUGAGGCAGCAGGCCAGAGAAGGCGCUCUCAUGGGCUUCACAGGUAAGCAGGUUAUCCACCCAGGGCAGGUCCAAGCUGUGCAAGAAGAGUUCUCCCCCAGCAAGGAGAGGGUCCAGUGGGCCAAAGAGCUCAUUGCUGCUUUUGACCAACAUCAGAAGGAGGGAAAGGGUGCGUUCACCUUCCUCGGCAGCAUGAUAGACAUGCCCUCGCUGAAGCAGGCUCAGAACAUAAUAACACUCUCUGCCGCGGUGCCAAGGAAAUAACACAACUGGUGAGAAGAAAUGGCAGGAACCACACGACUAAUCUGGGACGUGGAGGUCAAAGGAAACUGGAAAGGCUGCUGAUCUCGUGGCUAAAGUGACAUUUCAAAAACUUUUCAGCCAUCGUCUCAUUGCUUCACAAAAAUGCAGUGCGGAAACUGUGGAUUUCAUUUGUGAUUUUUGGUUUUAUUAAGGUUGAUUUAUGUAGCUUUUUUCCCUUUUAAAAACAAAACAAAACUGUUGUUAAUUUUGCUGCUGAGGUCCAAUUCACAUUGUUUUCAGCAAUACCAACUCUGCAACUAUCAUGUGUCGACAGUAUUUGCCUCUUAAAACUCACUUACAAGGACUAUUGCCCUUGCAGCUUUCUUGGCAUGCUCUGCAGUGUGUGUGUGUGUCUGUGUGUGUGUGUCUGUGUGUGUGACCAUGCCUCCUCUUUCUCCUAGGUCAUGAUAAAUGCUCUCCCAUCUCCACGGUCCAGGCAGCUGGGCAAAAGGGUAAACAAACACAACAAGCCACUGUUGUGGAUCUAUUCAUUGGGCCCCAGACUUCAAGUCAGGCCUCAGCCCCCUGCGCAGGGUCUGACUCACAAACAUCAAAGUCCUGCUUGCUUUUUAAAAAAAGAAAAGAAAAGAAAAACCCAGAUGGAAGCAAAUAAACUCACAAUUUAGCUUUU
Messenger RNA from Maylandia zebra (zebra mbuna), 1724 nucleotides. It is a transcript of the gene clybl, whose product is annotated as citrate lyase beta like. Gene Ontology annotation, biological process: regulation of cobalamin catabolic process. NCBI's taxonomy places the organism in Eukaryota, Metazoa, Chordata, Actinopteri, Cichliformes, Cichlidae. Gene Ontology annotation, molecular function: (S)-citramalyl-CoA lyase activity. The record is from RefSeq and is a predicted model, not a curated record.